This is a messenger RNA of Pyricularia oryzae 70-15, 1701 nucleotides long. RefSeq lists its product as uncharacterized. The coding region runs from base 1 to 1701 and encodes 566 amino acids. The transcript has 4 exons. NCBI's taxonomy places the organism in Eukaryota, Fungi, Ascomycota, Sordariomycetes, Magnaporthales, Pyriculariaceae. The record is from RefSeq and is a predicted model, not a curated record.
AUGCCCGAGGCAUUCGAAUGCCUCCAUGGCGACCUGAUUGUUGAGUUGGCCGACUACUUGACGACAGGUGAUGUCACGGUAAAUCUGACACCAUCAGGCCUGAAAAGAAUGCGCGGACUUUUGGACAUUCAAGGAAUGGCCCACUCCAUCUGCAGCCUGAAAGUGAACGCCAUUCACUACCAUGACUGGCCUGCGCCAGUUCCUAGGUGGUAUCCACUCGGAAAUUUGCCUGCCCGGAUCUGGCAUCAAGUUUGGACAACCUGGCAGACGGAGACAUAUUUACCAUCGCAGAGAUCGUGGCUAUCAGACAUGCUGGCAGAGCAAGAUGCAAGCGUAGCAGGCGCAGGUGUUGCCAUGCGGGGCACGCUUGCUGAUAUUUUACAAGCCUUCCCCAACGGUCUGAAAACUCUCUCCCUAGAAGAUGUGGUUAUCUGUCACACGAGCAGCCGUGUUUCACCCAUGGAUUGCAAUAUGUUAUAUCUGUGUGCCUUUUGGUCUCGGGCGCUCCAAGCAUUUCAAGUUAUGAUGUCUGCCUUGGCAUGCUCACAAAUUCGCCGUCUGGAUGAGCUUGUCAUCUUUGAAGAAACCAAGAUGUGCGGUAUUCCGAGCAACGAGCUUGUUUUGCCACUUGACUGGGACCAAGCGGCUAAGUUCAGAAUCAUCUGCAGUAGACUGAAGCGCUUCUCGGUCAGCAUUACCGCACCCUUCCUUCCACCAAGGCCAAGCCUUAUGCCUCCCCGAAAUCGUACCUUCUAUGAACCUGUGGAUGUCGCACCUGAGAUGAUGCACGUUGGUUGUUAUCACAGGAAUGCACAAGGUCUGAAGACAUCUCGUUUUUGUUCGAAGCUGAGGGAGUUGGACGAAAUUGCUUACAUGUUUGAGGGACUGGGAUACAUAUUAUCGGCAUCAUUCAAAGGCCGCAUGGCUUUGGGGAGUCCCACGUCGCCACCCUUAAGACUGCUCGUCUUGGAAGGUAUCCAAACUGUGAGAAAUGACCUAGAAGCGUUUCUGCUUAGGCUUUCGCAGCUACGCAGCCUUGGGCUCAUAAACAUUCGACUUUCAACCUCCUUAUCAGCUCAGAAGAUUGUGAAGACUGGAAGAUACGACUGUAGGGGGUGGACAGAGUUCACCGAAGGGACUUUGGUUGACAAGAUGCCACGACUCGACAUACUGCGCUUGUCAGACUUGGAGCUGGAAUCGGCUCGCAUCGACAGCCUUUUUAAAUCCGGGAAGCUGUGUUGCCUGCAACUCUUCUGGGAUGAGAUACGCAAGACUCGCCACGACAACCAUAAAGAGACGACUUUGGGAGUCUUUCGCAUGUCAGACUGUCUCCGCCACAAUUGCAUUCGCAUGCCGAACACGCAGGUUCUUGAUACGGGCUCUACCUACCUGCCACUCUCGAAUCAGGUUUCCUUCACUUUAGACAUUGGAAUGUUGUACCUAAGAAGCCCGGCGGGUGCUCGGUGGCUUACGUCUGCGCUAUUUCACAUCCUUAAAAAGUAUUACAUUUCGAAUUCGGAAGAAGCAUAUGGCCGUUCCUUUCAGCAUGAGCUACUUUGUGACCCCGAUGAGUUCCUCGAAAUUGACACGCUGUUAGAGUUAUGGGACGACUAUGAGCUGUGCUAUUACGCCCAAGAUUCUCUCCGAGAGCCUGAAGAUGCGACUGUGAAGCGGACUAUUGGAGCAUUCAUCCCAAUCUAG